AUGGACGCCAACUCAAACCUCCACGGCUUCGACACCCCUGACGCCCUCCCAACCCACCGGGAUCGGCAGGCGGAUUCGAUGCGCACAGAGUCACUACUUCGUGAAUCCAUGACUCGUGUCGAAGACAUGACCCAAACCCGUGACCUGGACAAGGACGGCGAUGACCGCCGCCGCUCCUUCAACGGUGGCGUAGAGGAGAUGCUCAAUGUGCUCGCCGACUGCAUCGCGAGCGAAUAA
This is a messenger RNA of Cutaneotrichosporon cavernicola, 237 nucleotides long. RefSeq lists its product as uncharacterized. Bases 1 to 237 code for a protein of 78 amino acids. The transcript has 4 exons. NCBI's taxonomy places the organism in Eukaryota, Fungi, Basidiomycota, Tremellomycetes, Trichosporonales, Trichosporonaceae. The record is from RefSeq and is a predicted model, not a curated record.